AUGGCCGAUGGUUACCCCCGGUUCAAUCCCGGCGGCCAGUACCUUCCCUUCCAGAACCAUCCCCUACCGCGCGGUCUUCGUAACGGCAACGGUUCGCCACUUUCCAGCGCCCGUGGCCUGUUCUCACAAGUCAACGACACGCCCUCGCCGAACCGAUCACCGGGUACACGAUCACCUGCACAUACACAAUUCGGUAUGCACGGCUAUGGCGGCGGCAACCACUCCCGGCAGAUAGCAUCAAUCAAUGGUGGAGGACAUGCCAACUACCAGUCCGCGAUGGGGUUUCACGGCAAGUCGUAUGCGCCGAACCAUGGGAACCAGGUGCAUCACAUGAAUAGCCAAGCACAAGAACACGGUCAUGGCUAUCCAGGCCACCAAUACACGGGCUCAGGUAGCACCUUGAAUGCCAGCACUCCCCACUAUGCGCCGGCACAUCUCUCGAAUGGCACACCAGAUCAAUCGAAUGCUUCGAGUCAUCCACCGAACCAGCAUUGGCAGGAUCAAGAGGCAGAAUACGAUCGGCUGAAGAAUGCAGGGGAUAAGCCACAUUUUUAUGCAAGAAACUCUCCGCACGUCAGCCGCUUCCCAGGAACAAGUCAGUCGUCCAUUAGCCAACAGACGGAGCCAGGCGAGCAUGGUGAUCGUAGGAAGGUGCCAGCUUUUGCGGAGGAGGUUGAAGAGACGGGCAGUUGGGAUGCGAUGGAUCUGGGAGGGCACGGUCUUAGGAGUAUGGGUGCUAGUAUCUUCCGACACUACCCAGACCUGCACAAGAUAUACUUCAACCAUAAUCUGCUUACCUGGCUCCCACCCGAUAUUGGCUCGAUGAGGUCGUUGACAGUACUGGACCUAUCUUUCAACAAGCUGGACUCGCUUCCGGCUGAAAUUGGAAUGCUCACGAACUUGAAGAAAUUGUUGCUGUAUGGUAAUAACCUUCGAGAUCUGCCAGCCGAGAUUGGUACACUCUUCCAGCUGGAGACGUUGGGUGUGGUGGGCAAUAAUAUGCUGCGAGCGGACUACAUGCAGCAAAUACGCGACAAUGGCACUAAAGACUUCGUGCGGUAUCUCCGCGAGCAAGCAUCACCACCCGAAGCUCCACUCGCGCGCGACUGGAUAGACCUCAUCGAUCCGGAGGACACAGAGCCAGAGAAGUUUUCGGUCUGCAGCUGGAACAUCUUGUGCGAUCGUGCUGCUACUGCGCAAGCAUAUGGCUAUACUCCAUCAGAUGCUCUUGCCUGGGAUCGCCGGCGAAGUAUGAUCUUGAAUGAAGUGACUGACAGGAAUGCCGACAUCCUCUGUCUCCAGGAGAUUGAUGUCGAGAACUACAACGAGUACUUCCGACCGAACUUGGCCACUGAGGACUACAAGGGUGUAUUCUGGCCAAAGGGACGUGCGCAGACGAUGGGCGAAAGGGAAAGUAGGAUAGUGGAUGGGUGUGCGAUCUUCUUCAAGAACUCCAAGUACAUCCAGCUCGACAAGCAAAUGAUUCAGUUCAGUCGCGACGCUUUGCAGAGGCCGGAUAUGAAGGGUGAGGCCGACGUCUACAAUCGCAUCAUGCCAAAAGAUCAUAUCGCCAUUGUUCUGUUCCUGGAGAAUCGCGCCACAGGAUCACGGCUGAUUGUCGUUAAUACUCAUCUCGCAUGGGAAGGCUGGCAAGCCGACGUCAAACUCGUCCAAGUCGGUGUGCUAAUGGACCAACUCACGAAGCUGACGGAACGCUACGCAAAAUGGGAACCAUGCACAGACAAGGAACUCUUCAAAUUCGCCGCCAUGGACCGCGAGGACGGCCUACCAGAACCCCGAGUCGAGCACGCCCCGUCGAUGAAGUACGAUGCACCUACGCAAAUCCCUCUCCUUGUCUGCGGCGACUUCAACUCCCUAGGCGAUUCUGGCGUGUACGAUCUCAUUACGCAGGGAUCACUCUCCAGCUCGCACUCGGACUUUGGCGACCACAAAUACGGCGACUUCACCCGCAACGGUAUCUCGCACCCUUUCAGCUUCAAGUCCGUAUACUCGAAUAUCGGCAGCUGGCCUUGGACGAACUACACGCCGGAUUUCAGGGAGAUCAUCGAUUAUGUCUGGUACUCGACCAAUUCGCUGCAGCCGACGGGUUUGCUGGGAGAGGUGGAUCAGGAGUAUAUGAAGCGUGUGCCGGGUUUCCCGAACUGGCAUUUUCCCAGUGAUCAUUUGGCGCUCUUUGCGGAGUUUCAGGUUAAGGGGAGGAAGGAGCGGAAGGUGGUUGAGGCAGAUUUUGGACCGAGCUCGAGGAGGGAUAGGAGAGAUGGUUAG
Recurvomyces mirabilis is the source of this 2286-nucleotide messenger RNA. RefSeq names its product Glucose-repressible alcohol dehydrogenase transcriptional effector (gene CCR4). The transcript has 2 exons. NCBI's taxonomy places the organism in Eukaryota, Fungi, Ascomycota, Dothideomycetes, Mycosphaerellales, Teratosphaeriaceae. Gene Ontology annotation, biological process: nuclear-transcribed mRNA poly(A) tail shortening. Bases 1 to 2286 code for a protein of 761 amino acids. Gene Ontology annotation, cellular component: nucleus; CCR4-NOT complex; cytoplasm. Gene Ontology annotation, molecular function: protein binding; poly(A)-specific ribonuclease activity. The record is from RefSeq and is a predicted model, not a curated record.